Molecule: messenger RNA, 2232 nt
Organism: Talaromyces rugulosus
Lineage: Eukaryota; Fungi; Ascomycota; Eurotiomycetes; Eurotiales; Trichocomaceae
Exons: 4
Coding region: 1-2232 (743 amino acids)
Biological process (GO): mismatch repair
Cellular component (GO): MutLalpha complex
Molecular function (GO): ATP hydrolysis activity; ATP-dependent DNA damage sensor activity; mismatched DNA binding
Source: RefSeq, a predicted model, not a curated record
AUGAACGAUGCAAUGGAAACAGACGCUCAAGAGCGUCGCGGCACCAAGCGUACAGCUUCAGAGGCUGAUCUUCCUUCAAACCAGACGCGCCGCAUUCGGGCUUUGGAUCCCGAUGUCGUCAACAAAAUCGCCGCCGGCGAGAUCAUCGUCGCUCCGAUGCAUGCGCUGAAAGAGCUUAUUGAGAACUCGGUCGACGCUGGAUCAACAUCGAUUGAGAUCCUCGUGAAAGACGGCGGUCUCAAACUUCUUCAAAUCACCGAUAAUGGCCACGGAAUUGAUACGGACGACCUUCCCAUUCUGUGUGAAAGAUUCACAACGUCCAAAUUGAAGGAAUUUGAAGAUCUAACUUCCAUUGGCACAUACGGGUUCCGGGGCGAGGCGCUAGCCAGUAUCAGCCAUAUCGCGCAUCUCACAGUCACGACGAAGACGGCAAACUCGAGCUGUGCCUGGAGAGCGCAGUAUAGCGAUGGGAAGCUUGUUCCAGCCAAGCCUGGCCAGAAUGCUAAGCCAAAGCCGACCGCCGGGCGUGGCGGGACUCAGAUAACUGUAGAAGAUCUUUUUUAUAACGUACCAACGCGGCGUCGAGCGUUUCGCUCGCCUAGCGAGGAAUAUGCAAAGAUCCUUGAUGUGGUUGGAAGAUAUGCAGUUCACUGCUCCGGAGUCGCCUUUUCUUGUAAGAAACACGGCGAUUCGGGGGUCAGCAUCUCGACGGCAUCCAACUCAUCUACUAUCGAUCGAGUUCGGCAGAUCCAUGGAAGCGCAGUGGCGAACGAACUGGUCGAUUUCCACAUUGAAGAUACGAAACGGCUAGGAUUCAAAGUGUCGGGCCUCGUAACCAAUGCCAACUACCAUGUGAAAAGAACCGUGAUUUUGCUGUUCAUCAAUCACCGUUCCGUUGAAUCUUCUGCUCUUAAAAAAGCAGUGGAACUGACAUAUUCCACAUUUCUUCCCAAAGGCGGACACCCGUUCGCCUAUAUUAAUCUCGAGAUCGAACCGAACCGAGUCGAUGUCAACGUUCAUCCGACAAAGCGAGAAGUAAAUUUUCUCAAUGAAGACGAAAUAAUCGAGUCGAUAUGCAGCGAGAUCAGAUCACAACUGGCACAGGUCGACGCCAGCAGGACAUUCAUGACUCAGACUCUCCUACCAGGCAUACCUCCACAACCGCAAGACACUGAAACGCCGCACACCCCAGUGCGCAAGGUGGGUAUAUCGCCCAGCCAGAAAACGUACGAAAACAGCCUUGUGCGAACAGACUCGCGCAUGCGCAAGAUUACAUCUAUGCUUCCCUCCGUCACUCCGAGUCGCCAGCUCAGCGGCCGCGAUGAACCCGUUGCCGGGGAACUCGACUCGGGCGAACAACAAGACAACGACAACGAGAACGACGACGAUGGAUUACACUACGAGACAACUGAUCGAGAGGCCCUUCGCAUCGGCCUUACCUCUGUCAAGCGCCUACGCGCAGGCGUACGCUCCGAAAUGCACAACGGCCUGACCGAGCUGUUCUCCAGCCAUUCAUACGUCGGCCUCGUCGACGAGCGGCGCCGCAUCGUUGCUCUCCAGUCAGGUGUCAAACUAUACCUAGUUGACUACGGAACAGUCCUAAACGAGUUUUUUUAUCAAAUCGGAUUGACCGACUUUGGUAACUUUGGCGUUAUAAAGCUUGACCCACCACCAAAGCUGGUCGAGUUGAUGCGACUAGGCGCAGAGGUUGAACGAGAAAACGCACCACUCUCGACAGAGGAAGAAGGAGAAGAAGCAGAAGAAAUCUUCUCCAAAGCCCCAGAUCUAGUCUCCCAAACACUCAUCGAACGCCGCGACAUGCUCAAUGAAUAUUUCUCGAUACAAGUAACCGAGGACGGCAACUUGCUGACUAUCCCACUUCUUCUCAAGGGAUACGUGCCAUCGUUAGCCAAACUUCCUCGUUUCCUUCUCAGAUUAGGUCCGUACGUGGACUGGACGAGCGAGGAGGGUUGUUUCCGCACUUUUUUGCGUGAGCUUGCUGCAUUUUAUACACCGGAACAGUUGCCUACGCCUCCGUCGUCGACAGACUCGGCAGCAGCAGUGGCCGAAGACGAAAGUAUCUCCAAUCGCCGCUCGCAGCUCGUGCAGAUGUUAGAGCAUGUGCUUUUCCCUGGAAUUCGGUCUAGGCUUGUUGCUACUAGUGCGUUGCUAGACGCUGUCGUUGAGGUGGCCGAUCUCAAGGGAUUAUAUCGGGUCUUUGAAAGAUGCUAG